UAUCACUCAAAAAUGAUCUUUUCAGUCUUUUACUUUUGAACUAAGACAAAACACGUAGAGAACUGCAGUACCAUUUGGUAAACAUUGUUAUGACUUUGAACAGCAGAAGGAGGUGGUGUUUCAUUCCAAAAUAUGAUGUCAGAUGGACAGUUUUCUUCACCAUAUUAUAUGUAUGGUGUACCCUAUGUGGAGCUUCAUCUUUAACUACUGAUGCACCAACCACACAGAUUUUACAAACAGCCAAUGAUGUUUGUACAAUAAAAACUAAAGGAUCUAUUGGCACACCUAUGACCACUAAACAAAAUCCCAAAUGUACAGCUGUGACUUUCACACCUACACUUCCUACAACAGGUCCAAAUUCAAUGUCUACAAUGUUACCUUUGAUUACAACAGAAUCUGUAAUUAUAACAACAACAGAUAUGAUUCCCACGUCUAUACUCGGAUCCUUAUCAGCUACAACGGCACCUCCAACAGCGACAGAUGCUGCUUCAACAACAAAUCUUACUUCAACAUUAACAGAAUCUUUGACAACAGAAACAUCAACAACUGUAGAUGUGAACCUCACAACCACUCUUAUACCAUCAGAAACUACAACAACAACACUAUCUUCAACAUCUGAAACUGCAGAAACCACAACUGUGACUCCCACAAUCAUUCUUAUAUCAUCAGAAGCUACAACAGUCAGUGCUACUUCUACAACAACAACACCAUCUUUACCAACUGAAACUUUAACAGACACAGUUGGAUCUUCCACAAACGCUCCUAUAUCCUCAGAAGCUGCAACAACAGUUAGUGCUACUACAACAACAGCAUCUUCAGCAACUGAAGCUUUCACAACAUCAUAUGUGGAGCCUAAUACCACACCUACAUUCCCAGAAUCCACAACUGCACCUCAAGCCACAGAGAGUACUAGUGCCACAAUCCCACCUUCAACAACUGAAACUUUAACACCUACAGCUGUAUCUUCCACAGUCACUUUUAUAACCACAGAAACUACAUUAACAGAUGCUACUUCAGCAACUACACUAUCUUCCACAUCUGAAACUGCAGAAACCACAUUUGUGACUCCCACAACCACUCUCAUAUCCUCAGAAGCUUCAACAGUCAGUGCUACUUCUACAACAACACCACCAUCUUUACCAACUGAAACUUUAACAGACACAGUUGGAUCUUCCACAAACGCUCCUAUAUCCUCAGAAGCUGCAACAACAGUUAGUGCUACUACAACAACAGCAUCUUCAGCAACUGAAGCUUUCACAACAUCAUAUGCGGAGCCUAAUACCACACCUACAUUCCCAGAAUCCACAACUGCACCUCAAGUCACAGAAAGUGCUGGUGCCACAAUCCCAUCUUCAACAACUGAAACUUCAACAGACACAGUUGUAUCUUCCACAACCGCUCCUAUAUCCUCAAAAGCUACAACAGUUAGUGCUACUACAACAACAGCAUCUUCAGCAACUGAAGCUUUCACAACAUCAUAUGUGGAGCCUAAUACAACACCUAAAUUCCCAGAAUCCACAACUGCACCUCAAGCCACAGAAAGUGCUGGUGCCACAAUCCCAUCUUCAACAACUGAAACUUCAACAGACACAGUUGUAUCUUCCACAACCGCUCCUAUAUCCUCAGAAGCCACAACAACAGUUAGUGCUACUACAACAACAGCAUCUUCAGCAACUGAAGCUUUCACAACAUCAUAUGCGGAGCCUAAUACAACACCUAAAUUCCCAGAAUCCACAACUGCACCUCAAGCCACAGAGAGUACUAGUGCCACAAUCCCACCUUCAACAACUGAAACUUUAACACCUACAGCUGUAUCUUCCACAGUCACUUUUAUAACCACAGAAACUACAUUAACAGAUGCUACUUCAGCAACUACACUAUCUUCCACAUCUGAAACUGCAGAAACCACAUUUGUGACUCCCACAACCACUCUCAUAUCCUCAGAAGCUUCAACAGUCAGUGCUACUUCUACAACAACACCAUCUUCAACAACUGAAACUUCAACAUCUACAGUUGUAUCUUCCACAGUCACUUUUAUACCCACAGAAACUACAUCAACAGAUGCUACUCCAGCAACAGCACUGUCUUCAACAUCUGAAACUUCAGAAACCACAUUUGUAACAUCCACAACCACUCUCAUAUCCUCAGAAGCUUCAACAGUCAGUGCUACUUCUACAACAACACCAUCUUCAACAACUGAAACUUCAACAGACACAGUUGUAUCUUCCACAGUCACUUUUAUACCCACAGAAACUACAUCAGUUAAUGCUACUCCAGCAACAGCACUGUCUUCAACAUCUGAAACUUCAGAAACCACAUUUGUAACAUCCACAACCACUCUCAUAUCCUCAGAAGCUUCAACAGUCAGUGCUACUUCUACAACAACACCAUCUUCAACAACUGAAACUUCAACAUCUACAGUUGUAUCUUCCACAGUCACUUUUAUACCCACAGAAACUACAUCAACAUAUGCUAUUCCAGCAACAGCACUGUCUUCAACAUCUGAAACUCCAGAAACCACAUUUGUGACUCCCACAACCACUCUCAUAUCCUCAGAAGCCUCAAUAGUCAGUGCUACUUCUACAACAACACCAUCUUCAACAACUGAAACUUCAACAGACACAGUUGUAUCUUCCACAACCGCUCCUAUAUCCUCAGAAGCCACAACAACAGUUAGUGCUACUACAACAACAGCAUCUUCAGCAACUGAAGCUUUCACAACAUCAUAUGUGGAGCCUAAUACCACAGCUUUAUUCUCAGGAUCCACAACUGCACCUCAAGUCACAGAAAGUGCUGGUGCCACAAUCCCAUCUUCAACAACUGAAGCAUCAACAUCUACAGUUGUAUCUUCCACAGUCACUUUUAUACCCACAGAAACUACAUCAACAGAUGCUACUCCAGCAACAGCACUGUCUUCAACAUCUGAAACUGCAGAAACCACAUUUGUGACACCCACAACCACUCUCAUAUCCUCAGAAGCUUCAACAGUCAGUGCUACUUCUACAACAACACCAUCUUCAACAACUGAAACUUCAACAGACACAGUUGUAUCUUCCACAACCGCUCCUAUAUCCUCAGAAGCUACAACAACAGUUAGUGCUACUACAACAACAGCAUCUUCAGCAACUGAAGCUUUCACAACAUCAUAUGUGGAGCCUAAUACCACACCUUUAUUCUCAGGAUCCACAACUGCACCUCAAGCCACAGAAAGUGCUGGUGCCACAAUACUACCUUCAACAACUGAAACUUCAGUGGCCGCUGUUGUGACUCCUGUAACCACUCAUAUAUCCUCAGAAACUACAACAAUAAAUGUUACUCCAACAACAGUUUUGUCAACUACUGUGCCUUUCGAAACCACAGAUGUAAACCCCAAUACAAUUCCUGCAUCAUUUACAGCUGCACCUCCAGCAACAGAAAAUCCUGAUAAAACAACUCCAUUAUCAACAACAAAUGAGGUUUCAGUAACAACAGAUGUAACUCCUACUUCCAAGUCUUCAUCCUCAGAACCUGCACCUUCAACCUCCUCAAAUGCUGCUCCUACUGCAUCUUCCACCAGUGAAGGUUAUAGCACAACAUCUGUGACCUCCAUCCCUACUCUAAUACCAUCUGAGAUUACAGCAACAAAUGAAGCUUCAAUAUAUUCAACUUCACUAGUAUCCUUAAACACAACAAAUAUGUAUCCCACCAAUACACCAGUUUACAAGACAACAACUAAAACUGGCACAGCAACAACAUUUGUCACUCCUACAACUAUGCCAAUGUUCUCAGAAAUUACGACAUCCUUUCUAGCAGCCACAUCUUUGCAAAAUGAAACUACAAAUGCAGUGACUUCAAUUCAAAUUACAGACACUCAAAAGCCAACAAUGUCAAUAACAAGCCCUGAACCGACGGUCAUAAUUGUUACACAAGAGACCACUAUAUCAUUGCCAGUGUCAACAACUGAUUCUACCCAAAGAACAAACCAAACAACAGCUGUGGUCACAAGCAGACUGUUAUUCAACUCUUCAUCUCCAGUCCCCAGUGAAGCUCAGGUCCUGAAUGCUGUCAACGCUCUUCUCACAUCCAGACAGUUGUGGCUUGAUAAAUCAGUGGAAAUUGUCAAUGUCACCUUCGAGGAACUCUCAGACACCUCAUAUGCCAUCAUCUUUAUAUUUGAUCUGACAAAUAUCAGCAUUCCUGAAGACCCUGUACUCAAAAACAAGAGCUACAAUCAAGUGGAAAGUAAUGUCAAUAAUGCACUGAAUACUCUUCUGAAUGAACCUACUAGUGCACCUUUACAACCCAAAUCAGCAAACUUCACGAGCACAUCUAACCAGAUUGAGGGCAUUAUGGGAUACACAUUCCUGGAUGAAGAUGUCAUCCAACCAGUCAGCUUCCUAAAUGAACUUCGUUUACAGAAAGCAUGGACGACUACAACAGCCAGUUCCACGGUGACUCCUGCAAUUGCAAUAUCUGGUCCAGCAGUGAUCACAAGCAGGCUGUUGUUCAACUCCUCAUCUCCAGUCCCCAGUGAAGCUCUGGUCCUAAGUGCUGUCAACACACUUCUCAACUCCAGAGAGUCACAGCUCGAUCCAUCAGUGAAAAUUGUCAAUAUUACAUAUGAGAAACUUUCAGACACCUCAUAUGCCAUUAUCUUUAUAAUUAAUCUGACAAUUAUAAGCAUGCGUAAAGACCGUGUACUGAACAACAAUAACUACAAACAAGUGGAGGAUAGCAUAAAUAAUGCACUGAAUACUCUUCUGAAUGAACCUACCAGUGCACCUUUACAACCCAAAUCAGCAAACUUCACGAGCACAUCCAACCAGAUUGAAGGCAUUAUGGGAUACACCUUCCAGGAGGAAGAUGUCAUCCAGCCAGUCAGCUUCCUAAAUGAACUUCGUUUACUGACAGUAGUGACAACUACACCAGCCAGUACUACGGUGACUUCAGCAAUCCCAAUAUCUGGAUUAGCGGUGGUCACAAGCAGGCUGUUGUUCAACUCCUCAUCUCCAGUCCCCAGUGAAGCUCUGGUCCUCACUGCUGUCGACACUCUUCUUAACUCAAGAAUACCACAGCUCAAUCAAUCAGUGAAAAUUGUGAAUGUCACCUACGAGAAACUCUCAGACACCUCAUAUGUCAUCGUCUUUACAUUCGAUCUGCCCAAUAUCAGCAUUCCCGAAGACCCUGUACUCAAAAACAAGAGCUACAAUCAAGUGGAGAGUAAUGUCAACAAUGCACUGAAUACUCUUCUGAAUGAACCUACCAGUGCACCUUUACAACCCAAAUCAGCAAACUUCACGAGCACAUCUAACCAGAUUGAAGGCAUUAUGGGAUACACCUUCCAGGAGGAAGAUGUCAUCCAACCAGUCAGCUUCCUAAAUGAACUUCGCUCACAGAUAGCAACAACGACUACAAUGGCCAGCUUCACUGACACUCCUGCAAUUCCAAUAUCUGGAUUAGCGGUGGUCACAAGCAGGCUGUUGUUCAACUCCUCAUCUCUAGUCCCCGGUGAAGCUCUGGUCCUCACUGCUGUCAACACUCUUCUUAACUCAAGAAUACCACAGCUCAAUCAAUCAGCGAAAAUUGUGAACAUCACCUAUGAGAAACUCUCAGACACCUCAUAUGCCAUCAUCUUUACAUUAAAUUUGACCGAUAUCAGUAUCCCUGAAGACCCUGUACUGAAAAUCAAGAGCUACAAACAAGUAGAGGAUAGCGUCAAUAAUGCACUGAAUACUCUUCUGAAUGAACCUACUAGUGCACCUUUACAACCCAAAUCAGCAAACUUCACGAGCACAUCCAACCAGAUUGAAGGCAUUAUGGGAUACGCUUUCAAGGAGGAAGAUGUUAUCCAACCAGUCAGCUUCCUAAAUGAACUUCGUUUACUGACAGUAGUGACAACUACACCAGCCAGUACUACGGUGACUUCAGCAAUCCCAAUAUCUGGAUUAGCGGUGGUCACAAGCAGGCUGUUGUUCAACUCCUCAUCUCCAGUCCCCAGUGAAGCUCUGGUCCUCACUGCUGUCGACAAUCUUCUUAACUCAAGAACACCACAGCUCAAUCAAUCAGUGAAAAUUGUGAAUGUCACCUACGAGAAACUCUCAGACACCUCAUAUGCCAUCGUCUUUACAUUCGAUCUGCCCAAUAUCAGCAUUCCCGAAGACCCUGUACUAAAAAACAAGAGCUACAACCAAGUGGAGAGUAAUGUCAACAAUGCACUGAAUACUCUUCUGAAUGAACCUACCAGUGCACCUUUACAACCCAAAUCAGCAAACUUCACGAGCACAUCUAACCAGAUUGUGGGCAUUAUGGGAUACACCUUCCAGGAUCAAGAUGUCAUCCAGCCAGUCAGCUUCCUAAAUGAACUUCGUUUACUGACAGUAGUGACAACUACACCGGCCAGUACUACCAUGACUUCAGCAAUCCCAAUAUCUGGAUUAGCGGUGGUCACAAGCAGGCUGUUGUUCAACUCCUCAUCUCCAGUCCCCAGUGAAGCUCUGGUCCUCACUGCUGUCGACACUCUUCUUAACUCAAGAACACCACAGCUCAAUCAAUCAGUGAAAAUUGUGAAUGUCACCUACGAGAAACUCUCAGACACCUCAUAUGGCAUCAUCUUUACAAUAAAUUUGACCAAUAUCAGGAUGCCUGAAGACCCUGUACUGAAAAUCAAGAGCUACAAACAAGUGGAGGAUAGCAUCAAUAAUGCACUGAAUACUCUUCUGAAUGAACCUACCAGUGCACCUUUACAACCCAAAUCAGCAAACUUCACGAGCACAUCUAACCAGAUUGUGGGCAUUAUGGGAUACACCUUCCAGGAGGAAGAUGUCAUCCAGCCAGUCAGUUUCCUAAAUGAACUUCGAUCACAGACAGGUUUGUCAAAAUCACCGACGACUACAAUGGCCACUUCCACUGCCAGUUCCACCCCUGCAGUUCCAAUAUCUGGAUUAGCGGUGGUCACAAGCAGGCUGUUGUUCAACUCCUCAUCUCCAGUCCCCAGGGAAGCUCUGGUCCUCACUGCUGUCGACACUCUUCUCAAAUCCCGAGAGUUACGGCUCAAUGAAUCAGUAAAAAUUGUUAAUGCUACCUAUAAGAAACUCUCAGACACCUCAUAUGCCAUCAUCUUUACAAUUAAUCUGACUAAAAUCAGCAUGCCUGAAGACCCUGUACUGAAAAACAAGAGCUACAAACAAGCCGAGGAUACCAUCAAUAUUGCACUGAAUACUCUUCUGAAUGAACCUACCAGUGCACCUUUACAACCCAAAUCAGCAAACUUCACGAGUACAUCUAACCAGAUUGAGGGUGUUAUGGGAUACGCAUUCCAGGAUGAAGAUGUCAUCCAACCAGUCAGCUUCCUAAAUGAGCUACGAUCACAGACAGUACCAACAACUACAAUGGCCAGUUCCACUGUGACUCCUGCUAUCCCAAUAUCUGGUUCAGCGGUGGUCACAAGCAGGCUGUUGUUCGACUCCUCAUCUCCAGUCCCCAGUAAAGCUCUGGUCCUCACUGCUGUCGACACUCUUCUCACAUCCAGACAGUCACAGCUCAAUGAAUCAGUGAAGGUGGUGAAUUUCACAUAUGAGCAAAUUUCAGAAAGCUCAUAUGCCGUCACCUUUAAAUUUAAUAUAACUCAACUCAGCAUGCCAAGUGACUCUGGGCUUAGAAACAACACAUACCUGCAAGUAGAGGAUACUAUAAGCAAAGCACUGAACACUCUUGUGAACGAACCUAAGAAUCCAACUUUAAAGCCCAAGUCAUCUAACUUCAAGAGUGCAUUAAAUCGUAUUGAGGGAAAUAUGGAGUAUGCAUUCCAAAAAGAUGACGUCCUACAACCAAUCAGCUUCCUACAUCAGCUUAGUUUAUUGACAGUCACAACAACAACCAGCAGUCUGACAACAACAACAACAACUACAACAACAACAACAACGUCUCCACCAACUUUGAUGGGAGUGGUUACUAUAUUUAUUAAGCUUCAGUUCAUCACUCUGGGCCCAAUACCGAGUGAAAACAGCAUCAUACCACUGGUCAAUUCUUUGGUCACUUCUCGUUUGCAAACUAAGGAUGUCACCACACAAAACAUGCAAGCGAGCUAUGUGAAUGUCACCUAUAACAGGAUUAGUGAUUUCUCCUAUGUACUCAUAUUUGAAUUCAAAAUCAGCAAUGUGCCCAUGCGUGAGACAUUUGAACUGAGGAAUGAAACCUACGUUCAAAUCCAAACCUCUAUAAACAAUUUGCUGCCCAAAGUCCUGAAUGACCCCACACCUCCUCAAAUUGAAUUAAAUCAAGUGGUGUUCAACAAUACUAAUAAUGAGAUUCAGGCCAAUGUUCAGUUUGUUUUCUCACAAAGUAAUGUAAACACAACCAGUACCUUGGUCCAAGAAAUUCUGAAAGUUAAUGGAGUUAUUACCACAUCUGCACCUGCUUUAACGACAGCCAGCACAUUGUUGAUAACCUCUCCUCCAACCUUGCUUGGGAAGGUGGUUAUCUACAUCAGCCUUAUAUUUAAAACAAAAGGCCCUCUGCCAAGUCAGAGCAACGUCCUUCAGAUGGCAAAUUCCCUGUUGUUGAGAUUUAAAAUGAAAUCUAAAAGAUCCAUCACAGAAAAAGAGCUGCAAGACCUUGUGAAUGGUGUCAAUGUCACUUAUACAAAACUUGAUGAUACCUCAUUCUCUCUGAACUUUGGAUUUGAAAUCAGCAACGUAACCAUGUCUGAGAAAGUUGAACUCAGGAAUGACACCUAUGUCGUGAUCCAGACCUACAUAAACAGCUUUGUGUCCAAGAUCCUCAAUAAAACAACAACUGUUGACUUUAACUUCAACCAAAUUGCUUUCUUGAGCAAUUCCUCCAUCAUUGAAGCCAAUGUCACGUACGUGUUCUCAGACAGUGAUGUUGGUGCUUUUGGCUUGGUCGCCUCUAUACUCGGAGCUUCCACCACACCUGCUCCAGCCACCACUUACCCUACAGUUCUGAACACUACGAUUUCAGGCAACAGCACAAAUGCAGCAUGGGUUGUGGCUAUCAUUGUACCCUGCGCGAUUGUCAUCAUGCUUGUACCUUGCUGGAUUCUCCUUUGUUGUUUGCUGUGUGGUUGCUGUGCAGCAAUCAGAAGACGUUGGCACAGGAGACAGUCUUACAAUGUACAGUACUCCACUCGAAACAGCCUCUUCUAGAGAAAUUCAAGAGCAAAGCCUGGAUGUCUAUAAUAUGUAAACUAUUAUUUAAGGAAAUAUUUAUUUAUUUGAAAAUGAUGCUAAUGUAAUGAUGAACUUGAAUUUACGUAAUGUUUGGGACAAAUGUAGAAUGUGUUGAUCACUUCUUUCUUCACACUUCAUGUAUUUUAUCCUCAUAAUAUAUUUAAUUGCCCCCUUUUUCCACAAAUCCACAUGAAUGUGAAUGUAUUGUCUGUAUUGUUGAAAUGGUAUUUUAUUAAAAGCAGUUUAUACAAAUA
This is a messenger RNA of Danio rerio (zebrafish), 9421 nucleotides long. The record is from RefSeq and is a predicted model, not a curated record. Lineage: Eukaryota; Metazoa; Chordata; Actinopteri; Cypriniformes; Danionidae.